Messenger RNA from Marmota flaviventris (yellow-bellied marmot), 1295 nucleotides. Lineage: Eukaryota; Metazoa; Chordata; Mammalia; Rodentia; Sciuridae. The record is from RefSeq and is a predicted model, not a curated record.
GUGCCUUGACCCAAGCCAUUCGAAAUUUUGCAAAAAGCCUUGAAGGUUGGCUUUCCAAUGCCAUGAACAAUAUUCCACAGAGAAUGAUACAAACCAAGGUUGCCGCUGUAAGUGCCUUUGCCCAGACUCUGCGAAGAUACACAUCACUCAAUCACCUGGCCCAGGCAGCUCGUGCAGUACUUCAGAACACUUCUCAAAUCAACCAGAUGCUCAAUGACCUCAACCGUGUCGACUUUGCCAAUGUCCAGGAGCAGGCUUCCUGGGUGUGCCAGUGUGAUGACAACAUGGUUCAGAGACUAGAAACAGACUUCAAGAUGACUCUUCAGCAGCAGAGCACACUGGAGCAGUGGGCUGCAUGGCUUGACAAUGUAAUGAUGCAAGCCCUGAAACCCUAUGAAGGAAGACCCAGCUUUCCUAAAGCCGCCAGGCAGUUUCUACUGAAAUGGUCUUUCUACAGCUCAAUGGUUAUUCGGGAUUUAACCUUGCGCAGUGCUGCUAGCUUUGGCUCCUUCCACCUGAUCCGUCUACUCUACGAUGAGUACAUGUUCUACUUAGUAGAGCAUCGUGUUGCUCAGGCAACAGGAGAGACACCCAUAGCAGUCAUGGGCGAGUUUGGUGAUUUGAAUGCUGUAUCUCCUGGAAAUCUGGAUAAAGAUGAAGGCAGUGAAGUGGAAAGUGAAAUGGAUGAAGAACUGGAUGACUCUUCAGAGCCUCAAGCCAAAAGAGAGAAAACAGAGCUGAGCCAGGCGUUCCCAGUGGGCUGCAUGCAGCCUGUUCUCGAGAGCAGUGUGCAACCAAGCCUCCUGAAUCCAAUCCACAGUGAGCACAUCGUCACAAGUACUCAGACUAUCAGGCAGUGCAGCGCCACAGGAAACACCUACACUGCAGUCUAAAGAAUAUUAAAGUGUAUUUUUCCAGCUUACAUUAACCCUGUUGAUAUUGGGCUUAAGUUGAAAAUUUAAUAAGCCUGAAGGUCGACUGUUGUCAAAUUCUCUCUGUGCUGAACAUUACCUUUUUGGAGUUGUGAAAUGGAAUGGGUGUAUGUAUUUUGCCAGGUCUUUUUUUUUUUUUUUAACCAAAUUAUUUGUCUCUUAAUAAUAAGAGUUUUUUUUCUCUUAGUUUCAGAUGUCAAGAAGGAUUUUUACAACACUUAAUGUCAAUGUUUUUGUUUUCUUAUAAUUAAAAAGUAAUUUACAUUUUUUGUAGCUUAAAUAUUUUAUUGUUGAUUGUUAGUCUUGGUGUAUGAUUUCAUGUGUAAGUUUUUUAAUUAGAUGCACUUCUGUGAAAUAUCAAAA